AUGGUCAAGCUUUCUCUCGUUGCUCUGGCCUUGGCCUCUACCGCCCUCGCAUCGGAUGCCGUUGUGUAUCCUCGAUGGGACAAUGCCACUUCCAGCGCCCCCACGGCCCCGACUGGACCAACUGGACCAACUGGACCAACUGGACCAACUGGUCCUACAGGCCCUACAGGUCCUACAGGCUCGAUUGGCACCGAGACGCUCACCACCUACACCACCGUAACGACCUGCCCGGUGACGAGCACCUUCACCUCUGGCACUUCUAUCGGCAUCACCACUACUCUUACUACGUCAACCUUGACCGUGACCAGCUGCAAGGGUGGAUGUACCAAGACUACUCCGACCUCUUCUGCCACGCCUCCGCCCGUCACCAGCUCCAGCAGCUCGUGGAGCUCCUCUGUGGUCCCGCCCCCGCCAACUACCAAUGUCACUUCUACUACUUCUACCCCGGCGCCCGUGUCCAACAGCACAACUACCACCCCGCCACCCGAAACUGAGACACUGACCACCUAUACCACGGUGACUACCUGCCCAGUUACAAGCACCUUUACUUCUGGCACCUCAAUUGGCGUCACCACUACCCUGACUACCUCAACCCUCACCGUCACCAGCUGCAAGGGCGGAUGCACCAAGACUAUCCCCCCCACGACCACUCCUCCGCCGGCCACGGAAACUGAGACUACCUACACGACUGUGACAACCUGCCCGGUUACCAGCACGUUCACUUCUGGUACCUCAAUUGGCGUCACCACGAGCUUGACAACCUCCACAAUCACUCUGACGAGUUGCAAGGGCGGAUGCACUAAGACCGUAACUCCCACGACUACUUCUCCCCCAGCAACGGAAACUGAGACGACCUACACGACUGUGACAACCUGCCCGGUUACCAGCACUUUCACUUCUGGCACCUCAACUGGCGUCACCACAAGCUUGACUACGUCCACCAUCACUCUUACAACUUGCAAGGGCGGCUGCACCAAGACCAGCGUCCUCCCCACGACGCCAGUGCUGCCAACCACGACCACCGCGCCCUGGAGCAACACCACCACUACCAAGCAUCUUACUACUGCUCCUUUCACCAACAGCUCUGCUGUCGUGCUUCCCACCACCUCUUCGGUCAAGAGUUACGGCAACACCACGAUCACAGUCAUCCCCACGACCACUAGCCCCCAGACUACUGUGACUCAGGUCACCACCGUCUACACCACCACUUGCCCUAUCACUACCACGACCACUUCCUCUGGUACUGUCAUCCCGGUGACUACUUCGACUGUCUCGACUGUCACGAGCGUCUAUCCCACCACUACGUUGAUUACUCCCACCAUUACCAAGACGCUCUCACCGUCGACUACACCAGUUCACACUACCGAAGUGAUUACCACGUCUUACGUGACUACUUGCCCUGUCACUACCACCACGAGCAAAAGCGGCACUAUCAUCACUACAGUCUAUCCUACCACCUCUACCGUGAGUACCGUGAAGACCACUAGUUACCCCGUGGUUCCCACCUCUACCUCCGUCGAGGUGGCCCCGACCUCGCCUUCCUCGAUCGCCUACACCACGGCACUGACCGUCAUCACUACCACUACGUGCCCGGUCACCUACUCGACUGUCACACAUGGCUCUUCAACCUACUCCAUUCCCAUUACCCUGACCUCGACCUUCUCCUACACAUCGGUGGCCAGCUCGCCAGCGAGUAGCGUUGCUCCCACCUUGUCUUCCGCGGUUCCCGCAAUUCCGGAAACCUCGACCCACGUGGAGAGCACUACCCCUGUCGAAACCGUUGCCCCUGUGCCGACUUCUGCCAUUCCUGAGGGCAGCUCCGCCACUGUUAAUCCGGUCACCGCCUCUUCUGAGGCUCCCAGCUCUGUAGCUUCCUCUGCUACUGUUGGCCCGGUCACUGCUUCUUCUCAGGCUCCUAGCGCUACUACCAGCACUGCUCCAAGCUCCACCACCUCUCUGCCAGCUCAGUUCACCAACGCCGCGUCUGCCAACAAGCCUGCGGUGGCUGUUCUCGCUGGUAUCGUCGGUCUGAUGGUCCUGGCCUAA
Xylona heveae TC161 is the source of this 2046-nucleotide messenger RNA. RefSeq lists its product as hypothetical. The transcript is spliced from 3 exons. The record is from RefSeq and is a predicted model, not a curated record. Bases 1 to 2046 code for a protein of 681 amino acids. Lineage: Eukaryota; Fungi; Ascomycota; Xylonomycetes; Xylonales; Xylonaceae.